UUGUUCUCUACAAAACGCAAGUCCAUGGAGCUCAUGUUGUGCCGUGUGGCGAUGCUUCUGGCCCACGCAGCGGCGGUGCGGACCUUGUCCAACCUGACGCAGGCACUGCCUCUCGUUUGAGCGCAGCUUUUUGCGCGCACACACGUUGGCAUCGUCAUAGGACAGUUCCCAGGGGCAUCUUCGUCGGGGGCAAGUGGGGUGAGGCGAAGAUGGAGUGCGAGCAAGUCUUCGGAACCCGUGGGGUGACAUUUUGGGAGGGCAGGUGGCUGCAGGAGAAGUGCAAAGAUGGGGUCGACUAUGGCCACGGCCUGUGCGAUCAGGAAACCAACACGGGGCCCAGCAUUGCGCCGGAGGAGAUUGUAGACCAUUGGGAAAUGGGCAAGCACACGCAAGCUGGUCAGCGGUGGGAACAGAAGCAGGCUGAGUGGUGCCGCUUGAGACGGACACCGGUCUGGAGGGGAUUCAAGGACUGCUUUCACCUCUGCCAGUUUCGGUUCCGCGACUGCGGGCAGCUCGACUGCAAAGUCUGCAGCAUGACCCCUUUCGAAUGCGAUGGCAUUCGGAACAAUCAGAGCUACGACCAGUCCGACAAAGUAGACUGGAGUGUAGCCCCUGUCAGGAACCACUCCUUCUUCGACGCGUGCGUCUUUGGGUGCCAGAGCUAUGUACGCUUCAAGAGCGCCGAGGAGGGUGCCGGGCCUGCGUGCCAGGAGGGCUCGCCGCUGAUGCAGCACCGCACCCAACUCGAGCGUGGAUCGGCGUAGGCUUAGAUGGUCGCCGUAGAGUCGCUACAGGGGGGAUAUGGAUUCUCGUCAACAAGGCUGUGACU
This is a messenger RNA of Effrenium voratum, 829 nucleotides long. NCBI's taxonomy places the organism in Eukaryota, Dinophyceae, Suessiales, Symbiodiniaceae. The record is from the annotation of a GenBank genome assembly.